Diabrotica virgifera virgifera (western corn rootworm) is the source of this 3741-nucleotide messenger RNA. It is a transcript of the gene TBCD, whose product is annotated as tubulin-specific chaperone D. NCBI's taxonomy places the organism in Eukaryota, Metazoa, Arthropoda, Insecta, Coleoptera, Chrysomelidae. Gene Ontology annotation, molecular function: beta-tubulin binding; GTPase activator activity. The transcript has 12 exons. Gene Ontology annotation, cellular component: lateral plasma membrane. The record is from RefSeq and is a predicted model, not a curated record. Bases 68 to 3577 code for a protein of 1169 amino acids. Gene Ontology annotation, biological process: bicellular tight junction assembly; post-chaperonin tubulin folding pathway; tubulin complex assembly.
CUUUAAAAUUAAAAUUUAUUAAAUUUGUAUUGUAUAUUUGUGUCAAUGGAAAAUGAAAAUAUAAAAAAUGUCUAAUAAAAGUAAUAAUGAACUACAAAAAGAGGACGAGCCGUUCGGUUUAGGAUGUGCUUUAGAAUACUUUACCGAACAUGAGGAAGUUCUCAAAAUAAUAGAUAAUCUUAAAAACACUGUAAAUGCCGAAACUUCCAUUGUUGAAAGAACACAUGAAAAGUUUUCUUUUCUUCUUAACCAAUAUAUUGAACAACCUCACCUAAUAGAUUCCCAUAUAAAUGAAAUACUAGAAAAAUUUAUAGAGAUUGUGAGAAAUCCCACAAAUGAUAUGAAACUAAAACAUUUAACAUUUAAAUUCCUUUUUGUUGUUGUGAAUGUAAGAGGAUACAAAGUGAUAAUAAGGCAUCUACCUCAUGAGGUAACAGAUUUUGAACCAGUACUCCAACUUUUAGAAGCUCAAACUCCAGAUGAUGCCAAUACUUGGACCACCCGGUAUAUCUUAUUAUUAUGGUUAUCAAUCAUUGUAAUGAUACCGUUUCAUAUGUCCAGAUUUGAUGGUUUUGAUCAGAAAGAAACUUCCAAAGUUACUGUUAUGGAUAGAAUUUUGAAUCUCAUUAAAACAUAUGCUGUAGUCCCAGAUAAAUGUAGAGAUGCUGCUGCAUGUUUGUCACAUCAGUUCAUCACAAGAAAUGAUGUUAAAGAAAAGCAUCUGUCUUCUUUCUUAGAAUGGGCAAAAGCGUUAAGUCUUUCAAAUGAUAGCAACGUGUUUGUCAUAUAUGGAUCUUUAGCUUGCGUGGCAACUAUAUUGAAACAUGGAAAGAGAGAGGACCUUUUGCCAUAUACGAGAAAUUUACUACAGUGGGUAGUAAAUGCUGAAUUCAAGAACAAAUCUGGCUCAAACAUACAGAAGUUGGUUUAUAAAAUAAUUCAAAGAAUAGGUUUAACAUUUCUUCCUCCAAGGAUAGCUACUUGGAGGUACAAACGAGGAAAUAGAUCAUUAGCUGCUAAUUUAAGCUCAGGAGACAACUCUGUUUCUCGUACAUCAAAUAGCAUUGAAGAAGAGACUGAUACUGAGGAUAUAAUUGACGUACCGGAUGAGAUUGAAGAAGUAAUAGAUCAGCUGAUACAGGGGCUCAGAAGUACCGAUGGAGUAGUGAGGUGGUCAGCAGCCAAAGGAGUGGGCAGAGUAACAGCCAGGCUUCCUAAAGACCUCGCAGAUGAUGUUGUAGGAUCAGUUCUAGAACUGUUUAGUCCUAGAGAAUCAGAUAUGGCUUGGCAUGGUGGCUGUCUGGCUUUGGCAGAAUUGGGUAGGAGAGGACUUCUUCUACCAGAGCGUCUCCCGCAAGUUGUCCCUGUCGUUUUGAAGGCUCUAGUGUAUGAUGAACCAAGAGGUUAUUCCUCUGUAGGCUCUCACAUAAGAGAUGCUGCUUGCUACGUGUGCUGGUCAUUUUCUAGAGCCUAUGACAGCCAAGUGUUGGGCCCUUACGUGAAACAGAUUGCGAGUUCCUUGUUGAUUGUUACGUGUUUUGACAAAGAGAUUAACUGUCGUCGUGCAGCAUCAGCAGCCUUUCAAGAAAACGUAGGUCGCCAAGGAAGCUUUCCUCAUGGAAUAGACAUUCUUACUACUGCUGACUUUUUCUCAGUCAGUAUUCGAAGCAAUGCUUUUCUUAAUAUUAGCGUCUAUAUCGCGCAAUUUCAAGAAUAUUCUAUACCUUUAAUUGAUCAUUUACUCGUUCGAAAAGUCGAUCACUGGGAUCCUUCCAUAAGAGAACUGACUGCGAAAGCUCUACACAAUUUAACGUCAAAUAAUCUUGAAUAUAUGGUACUAUCAGUUCUCCCUAGUCUACUAGAAAAAACAAAUACCAUAGACCUAAACGCAAGGCAUGGCAGUGUCAUAUCGAUUGGUGAGGUUUUGUAUGCCAUAUCAAAAAUUACCAAAAAUCAAUGCAAACCUAUAAGUUCGUCAAUUUCAGAAGAUAUUUUAGAGAAAGUAAAGGCCCUGAUACCCAAAUUUAAAGAAAAACAGUAUUUUAGGGGUUUGGGAGGAGAAUUAAUGAAGCAAGCAUGUUCAGAUUUUAUUGAGAAAUGUUCGCUAGCUUCUUUACCACUUCAUGAAGAUCCUGUAACUGGUGAAUGGCUCCAGCUUGUAAACGAAUGCCUAUCAUACGAGGUCACUACUAUUCGACUAGCUGCAGUUAAAGCCCUUCCUACUCUUCUACAAGAAUACUUCUUCCAAGAUCUUAGUCGAUGUGAUGAAAUUGUUAAACAAUACAUCAAGGAGUUAUCUACAACAACUAAUGAACAAAGUCGAAUGGGCCAUUGUUUGGCUUUAGGAGUUCUACCCAGACUUAUGCUAGAACGAAACUUAGACGCAGUGGUUAGAUCUUUGGUCGAAUGUGCAACUAGUACUCCCAAUACCAUCAAGUGGGCUGAAUGUAGAAGAGAUGCUAUAAAAGCUUUGACUCUUGUAGCUGAAACUAUGGUCGAUAAUAUCGGAAAAGAAUUCACAGAGCAUCAUAUUCAUAGCAUCUACCACAUUCUUUUGGAAGGUUUAAAAGAUUACACUCAAGACAAAAGAGGUGAUAUCGGCGCCUGGGUGAGGGAAGCUUCCGUUUGUGGUCUCCAGUCUCUUACAUUUUUGUUGACAAAACAAUAUCCCCAAAUUUUAACCCCUAAAUUAAUGACUCAAGUUUUGUCGAUGAUAGCACAACAAGCUGUGGAGAAAAUUGAUAGGACCAGGUCAUUGGCCGCAAAAGUGUUUUACAGUUUCAUUUACAAUGAUCCACCUACACCAAAUCUACCCCAUUUCAAUGACUUGGUCAGAAUGUUCCCGAAGACAGAAUGUGAUGUAAUGAACUGGAAUUCAUCAUCAGUUACAUUUCCAAAAUUUGUUCAACUUGUGCAACUGCCGUCUUUUAUUUAUCCAGUGAUGGUUGGACUGGUUUGUAGUGUUGGAGGUCUGACAGAAACACUGGUAAAAGAUUCCAGUUCAUCCUUCUUCAGUUUCCUAAAAGGAGAAUUGAACUCUAAAUCAAAUUUAUUACAAAAUCUAUGUGAUACAAUCAUAGACAUUUUUACAAAUUAUCAAAAAAUAGAUAGGAUCACCGUACCAAUGUUUAGGUUUCUUGAUAAGCUGUUCGAUUCAGGUUGUAUUGAAGACGUUAUAUCUGACGAUAGUUCAGAGUUUGUCAAGAAAACCCUGAAGUUAAUACAGCUAGAGAUUUCAGGAUGUAAAGAUAUUUAUAAAUUAAUCGAUGGCAUCAAUGUUUUAUGUCAAUUUAUUCAGAUGAAGAGAGAAGUCUGUGAUAUAGCUUUAGUACAGUUAAGUAUCCUUCUAUGCCACCGGCAGUCCUAUGUUCGAAGAACAACUUCUAAUAAGUUAUACGAAGCCCUUCUAGUAUAUGGCGAAGAUAGCAAGAUCAAUCCAGAUAACCUCGACACUAUCAUGGCCGUAUUGAGUUCCACUGAUUGGGAAAAACCUAUCGAGGAAAUCAGACCAAUUAGAAACGAAUUGUGCAAUUUGAUGGGUAUUAGGGUGCCGGUGCCAGCGAAGAAAAAAUCAUAAGCUUAUUUUGAGUUCUAAUAGCGUAUAUUUCAAUAAAAUUUUAAAAUGCUUCUAAAAUAUGUUUAGGCUUAUUUUUUUAUAUUUAUUUAUACGAUUAACAAAAAUAUAUUUUAUAUCGCCUGUUCGAUUAAUUGACAAAGACAAUAAACCUAUUAAUAACCCAA